AUGGCGGGUUUGGCUGCUAAUAAUUCCAGAGGUGGUCAAUCCCAGCCAUCGGGCAACCAACGCCCUCAAAGGAACCUGUCUCGCCGCGUUUCAUUUAACGAGUCGACUCUCAAGCAAUCUGAAUCCCCUCGAUCUUUUGUGAUCGACGUCGAAGGUCAGAGAAACAAUACGCCACCCCGCAACUCCGGCUGCAACAUCUGCUGCGCAUGGGCUUCCCUCAUCGUAGGCAUAUUGGUCGUGAUGUUUCUCAUUGUUGGAGCCAUAUUCUUCUCCUUCUUCCAAUCCAACAUGCCAGAAUUCCAUUUCCAGAGGCUCCAGAUUAACAGGCUUGAUAUUUCCACGACCAAAAGUUCUGAUACUACAUUCUUAACCACGGAUAUCCAAGUAGACCUGAACGCCACCAACAAGAAUGGGAUAAUGCCGGUGUUUUAUACCUCGUUGACUGCUGAUUUGUCCUCUCAGGACAUCGACUUAGGCAAGGUGCAUCUUCCAGAUAUGGAACAGAAACCUCAGAAUUCCGCACGGUUGAAGUUGCAUGCUCAGCUUCAAAAGGAACCCGUCACAGAGGCUGAUGCUAAGGACCUGAAACAGAAAUCCCAAAAUCACCAAAUUCUUAUGAACGUGAUCGUUGGAGGUGUUGUACAUUAUGUCAUUAAUGGACAUAAGAUGCCGGGCUUCCCUUUCAAAGUCCUCUGCGAGGACAUCUAUCAGGGGUUACUCGACAGUGGAGAAGUGCCCAAAUGUCAGGUCAAAAUGACCCCCGUCAGUUGAUGAUGAUGAUGACUUGAUCCUUUGCGAAGGCAAAAGAUGCAAGAAUUGGUGAGGCAUUGGCUGUGUUGAAUGUUU
Molecule: messenger RNA, 846 nt
Organism: Coffea arabica (coffee)
Lineage: Eukaryota; Viridiplantae; Streptophyta; Magnoliopsida; Gentianales; Rubiaceae
Biological process (GO): defense response to other organism
Cellular component (GO): plasma membrane
Source: RefSeq, a predicted model, not a curated record